This is a messenger RNA of Fusarium sp. VM40, 549 nucleotides long. The record is from the annotation of a GenBank genome assembly. Lineage: Eukaryota; Fungi; Ascomycota; Sordariomycetes; Hypocreales; Nectriaceae.
AUGAUCCUUACCCCCCGUACUUCCGUUGUUCGCUCUGUCGCUCGACGCUCGACAGCCAUGACAGAUCAAUUCUGGCGAGCUGCGCGGCCUGUCGCUAUUGUAGAUGACUUGGAUUAUAGUUUUGCUCUGCUACCAGGUAGAUCCCGUUCGUUCUCGACCACCCUUCCAAUUCGAACCAAGAUGCAAUCAGUUUUCUCACCAAAGGGGGUAAAACCUAUCGGUCCCUAUUCGCAAGCUAUCAAGGCCAAUGGGUUGGUCUUUGUGUCAGGGCAGAUCCCUGCAGAAGUCACAGGAAAACUCAUAGAAGGCACAAUUGCAGAGAAAACACAUAAGAUGUGCCAGAAUGCACGUGCUGUUCUGGAAGCUGCAGGUUCUAGCCUUGAAAAAGUGGUCAAGAUAACAGUCUUCUUUCAGAACCUGGAUGACUUCAAGGAGAUGAACGAUGUAUAUGCUGAGUACUUCCCUCACAAACCGGCCCGAAGCUCCUGUGAAGCCACUAGACUUCCUGCGGGCGCAAGUAUCGAGAUGGAUAUCAUCGCUCUACAGUAG